Molecule: messenger RNA, 1655 nt
Organism: Lindgomyces ingoldianus
Lineage: Eukaryota; Fungi; Ascomycota; Dothideomycetes; Pleosporales; Lindgomycetaceae
Exons: 2
Coding region: 48-1436 (462 amino acids)
Biological process (GO): inner mitochondrial membrane organization
Cellular component (GO): mitochondrial inner membrane
Source: RefSeq, a predicted model, not a curated record
CGACGUCUUCAGCACGCCUGAUGUGAGUUAUUGCGCUCACGACAAGAAUGAGGCCGCUGCUUCAGCAUGCGUCGCGCUCCAUAUUUGCCAGUCCGAUCUUCACGGCUCCGCCACGAGCGAGUAAGACGUUGUUUAGAAGCCUAGCCAGCGCAAAGUUCACAGGACCAGCAAUAUAUCUCCCAUGUAUUCCACCCAGAAAAGGUCUCGAUAAGCCGACCCGACGGCAAUUCUCCCACUCUAGGACUGUCUUCGAGAAACCUACCAGGCCUUUAGAAGCCGACUCGGCUGAGACGAAGACCCCACUACAGCACUGCACCCCUCAAUCCGCGAAGUUAGCGUCUCCCCCCAAAGAUGAAGAUACAAUAGCAAGAGUGCCGGCAGAGCAUCUGCCGUCGCACAGAGAGGGGCAAAGAUGGAAUCUCUCGAGACGCUUCUCCGAACUCAUGGACGACCUGCUGCCAAAGCUUGCGCUUGUCACCCAGAAGGUCAACACUUACACGGGUACCGACUACUCGGGCAUCGAGGCACUGAGGCGAGAAAUCAAGGAACAAGAGCAACUCGUCAAGACCCGCCAUCUUGCACUAAACGAAGCGAAACAGGCUCUGGAUGACGCUCACGCAAAGCAGGCAUCUUCGCAGAAGGAAGUGGUCGGGCUCCUGGAGCGGAAACAUUCUUGGUCCGCCACAGAUCUGGAAAGAUACAUGCAAUUGAUACGGUCAGAGCAUGUCAAUGACCAGGCUGUUCAGGCAGCAAAAGACAAGGUUUUUGAAGUUGAAGCUGCACUGGAAGAGGCACGGACGCGACUGGAGAAGCGUGAACGAGCGCAGUAUCAUGAGGAGCAAAUAUGGAGUGACACGAUUAGGCGAAACAGCACCUGGGUCACUUUUGGGUUGAUGGGCUUCAACAUCUUCCUGCUGCUAGCAUCCUUGGUUGUCAUUGAGCCGUGGAGGAGACGCCGGCUGGUUAGGGAAGUUAAGGCAGCUUUGGAGGCUCAGAGAACAGUAUUCGAGCCAGCUGCUGGACCUCAGUCAAGCCCCAUACUCGAAGCGGCAGUUGAUGAAGCCGUUGAGCCUGCAGAAAAGGUUAUCGGGAGCCUUGUCAUCGCCGAACAAACCACUCACACGGCUCCCAAAGUCGAAGAAGACAUGCUAGUGCAACAGGCCGAACCUAAUAUCAUCGCUGCUCUCAAGGAAGACUCGAUGACGCUUACCCCAGAAAAACUGGGGGCUGCCAGCUUAGCCACUUUCGAACCAGAACACCAAACGACCAUAACCCCAAUGCCAUGGCAGGAGAAGAUCACGACGUCCGUCCGAGAUCUCAUGAGCGAGAAAUACAUCUCAAUCCGGAGGAAGGAAUUCACGAUAGCAAUUGUAGAGGCCACAGCUACGGGUGCGGUCAUUUCAGGGCUCUUGCUCUUCCUAAUACGGCCGAAUUAAUUUCAGCCAUUCAUUUUCGAACGGUCGAAUCUCCGCCAAUUUUGAUUUGGACGGUCAGCGCCUCCAACUGACCGGUCGGGCAUGUCAAUGCGGUGCGCCUCCAUGUAUGACUAAACAUUGUACAUAUAGAUGUAUGAACUUCCGUAAAGGCAAUGGUGCGGUCAAAAGUGGAAAAUGCGAUUUGGAUUCUCAAGCCGCAGACCCCAGAUCUUAGCUUGG